AUGAUCUCCCGCACCCUCCCACGGUUCAUCACCACCAUGGCCACCCCCCCGCUCCGCCACCGCUUCGCCCCGCUAAACCCCGCCCUCAGCGCGCGCUCUACGGCGCCCAAGCUCGCCGGUGUGGUCUUUGACGUUGAUGGGACUCUGUGCGAGCCGCAGACAUGGAUGUUCGCAAAGAUGCGCGCCGCACUUGGGAUCGCAAAGACGAUCGACAUACUCGACCACGUCUACACGCUGGCGCCCGACAUGCAGGAGGCAGCGAUGGAGUCUAUCCGCAGUGUGGAGCGCGAGGCGAUGGUGAAGAUGGUGCCGCAGAGGGGGCUGCUGCCGCUGAUGGAGUAUCUGCAGAAGAAGGGCGUGCAGAAGGCGAUCUGUACACGGAACUUUGACACGCCGGUCAAUUUCCUGAUCACAAACUUCUGCCAAGGCCAGCUCUUCUCGCCCAUCGUGACACGGGAGUUCCGGCCGCCGAAGCCGGACCCGGCGGGGAUCCUGCACAUUGCGAAUCAGUGGGGACUGCAGGAUGGCGGGAGCAGCCUGAUUAUGGUGGGGGAUAGCAUGGACGAUAUGGCGGCGGGGAGGAGGGCGGGCGCGGCGACGGUGCUGCUGAGGAAUGAUGUGAAUGGGGAGCUGGCGGAGAGCGAGAUGACGGAUUGUGUGGUUGAUAGGUUGGAUGAGCUGAUUGAGGUGCUGGAGGCGGGGUUUGUGGAGAGGGAUAGAAAAGCUGCUGGUGCGGGAGAAGGGUGA
Molecule: messenger RNA, 747 nt
Organism: Morchella importuna
Lineage: Eukaryota; Fungi; Ascomycota; Pezizomycetes; Pezizales; Morchellaceae
Exons: 4
Coding region: 1-747 (248 amino acids)
Source: RefSeq, a predicted model, not a curated record